Molecule: messenger RNA, 2997 nt
Organism: Penicillium cinerascens
Lineage: Eukaryota; Fungi; Ascomycota; Eurotiomycetes; Eurotiales; Aspergillaceae
Product: DNA ligase (ATP) DNL4
Exons: 7
Coding region: 1-2997 (998 amino acids)
Biological process (GO): DNA recombination; double-strand break repair via nonhomologous end joining; nucleotide-excision repair, DNA gap filling
Cellular component (GO): DNA ligase IV complex
Molecular function (GO): DNA ligase (ATP) activity; DNA binding; ATP binding
Source: RefSeq, a predicted model, not a curated record
AUGGAUUCCGACGAGAUCGUGCCCGAACCACGAAAUGUGGAGGAGGAUCUGGAUGAGAAAUAUCCGAACCGCCCCCAUAACACCGCCCCCACGCUUCCAUUCCACGAGCUGUACCUGAAUUUGUUCCACCCUCUCAGCCAGAUCAAGAAGAAACCUGCGACUACUGCACCUGCAAAGCGCAAGGUCGGAUCCAGUAACAAAAGCGCGACACACCAAAGCCCGUACGAGCUCCGUCGCGAUGUUAUCGCACGUUUCAUCUCGCGAUGGCGCAAAGAGGUCGGCAACGACAUUUACCCAGCUUUUCGGCUCAUCCUUCCAGACAAGGACAGGGACCGACCUAUGUACGGCAUGAAGGAAAAGGUCAUUGGAAAGAUGCUGGUGAAAAUCAUGAAGAUCAAUAAGGAAUCAGAGGAUGGCUACAAUCUCUUGAACUGGAAGCUUCCGGGCCAGUCAUCGACGCGCAUGGCAGGAGACUUUGCGGGAAGGUGCUAUGACAUCCUGUCUAAAAGACCGAUGCGGACAGAGCCGGGCGAUAUGUCCAUCGAGGAGGUUAACGAGAAGUUGGACAAGCUCGCCGCUACCUCGAAGGAAGACGAGCAGAUCCCUAUUAUGGCCGAGUUCUACCGGCGCAUGAACCCGGAGGAAUUUAUGUGGCUCAUCCGCAUUAUCCUGCGCCAGAUGAAGGUUGGGGCUACGGAGCGCACGAUGUUUCAUGUCUGGCAUCCAGAUGCCGAGAAUCUAUACAGCAUUUCCAGCAGUCUCCGGCGCGUGUGCUGGGAGCUCCAUGAUCCCAAUAUCCGACUCGAGGCAGAGGACCGUGGUAUAGCACUAAUGCAGUGCUUCCAGCCUCAGCUGGCUCAGUUUCAGAUGCACUCUUUCGACAGAAUGGUUUCGCGAAUGCAGCCUACGGAAGAGGACCCGGUGUUUUGGAUCGAAGAGAAACUGGACGGCGAGCGCAUGCAGCUCCACAUGGCCCCCGACGAUUCUGUUGCAGGGGGUCGGAGGUUUGCCUCUUGGUCCCGCAAAGCAAAGGAGUACACUUAUCUCUAUGGAAAUGGGAUCUAUGAUGAGAAUGGGGCUUUGACCAGACAUUUGAAAGAUGCAUUCGUGAACGAGGUGCAGAGUGUCAUACUGGAUGGCGAGAUGGUCACCUGGGAUCCUGAGCAGGACGCCCCCGUCGCCUUUGGUACGCUCAAAACCGCGGCAUUGGCCGAGCAGCGAAAUCCUUUUACAAAUGGCCCCAGGCCGAUGUUCCGCGUCUUUGAUAUUCUCUACCUGAAUGGGAAAGAUAUCACGAAGUAUACUCUUCGCGAUCGCCGCAAAGCAUUGCAAAGGAUUCUCCGCCCAGUCCACCGACGCUUCGAGAUUCACCCGUAUCAAGAGGCGACCACGACUACAGAAGUCGAGACGUGCUUGCGCAAUGUUGUUGCCGAAGCCUCGGAGGGUCUUGUGCUGAAGAACCCGCGAUCCCAAUACCGACUGAAUGAACGCCACGACGACUGGAUGAAAGUCAAGCCUGAGUACAUGACCGAGUUUGGCGAGUCGCUUGAUCUAGUCAUUGUGGGUGGAUAUUAUGGACAGGGCCAUCGAGGAGGUAACUUGGGGAGCUUCCUAUGUGGAUUGCGCGUUGAUAAUCCCAACUCCUCCCAACCGGAGAAAUGCUGGUCAUUUUGCAAGGUCGGUGGUGGCUUUACCGCGGCCGACUAUCAAGAAAUUCGCCACCACACAGAUGGCAAGUGGAUGAAAUGGGAUUCAAAGAAGCCGCCCACUGAGUUUAUCGAGCUUUCCGGCGGAGACGCUCAGCACGAAAAGCCUGACAUGUGGAUCAAACCAUCUGACUCCGUUGUUAUCUGCGUGAAGGCAGCCUCCGUGGGAGUGAGCGACAUGUUCCGCAUGGGCCAGACGCUGCGGUUUCCGCGGUUCAAGAAGCUUCGUAAAGAUAAGAACUGGAAGAGCGCGUUGUCGAUUCAAGAGUUCCUGGAUCUCAAGUCCAAUGUGGAGCAAGAGCAUCGGGAAAAGGAGUUUAACGUGGAUAACUCCAGGAGGAAGCGUGUCAAAAGGGCUGUGAAGAAGGCGUUGACGAUUGCCGGGUAUGACGAGAAGGAAAAUGCCCAGUACCUUGGACCCUCCGGCCAUAUUUUUGACCAGCUCAAUUUCUUUAUUAUGACUGAUGCAAGCUACCCCGAGAAGAAAUCAAAGGGAGAGCUCGAGCAGCUGGUGAAAGCCAAUGGGGGCAGAAUCUACCAAACAAACACCGCUGUCCCAGACACUAUUUGUAUCGCCGAGCGAAGGACCGUCAAGGUGGCUUCACUGCUGAAAAGCGCGAACUUCAACAUUGUGAAACCAUCCUGGUUGAUGGACUGCGUCAAGCAGAACGAGAAGGAUGUAGGAUUGCCCGAUCUGCUUCUCCCCUUCGAGCCCAGGCACAUGUUCUUCAUCAUGGAGGAUCGAGAUGAAGAAAUCAACAUCAAUGUUGAUCCCUUCAACGACAGCUACGCUCGCGACACAAACGUCGAUGAGCUCAAAGAAAUCCUAAAGCAAAUGGAAAUCAACAAAAAGCAAAGCAACCAUUCUCUCGACCCGCACACCCUCCACAAAGUCGAGUCUCACAUCCAAGCAAAGAUCGACUCGGGAUACACUGCGCCCUGUGGCUGGCUCUUCCGCGGCCUAAGGUUUUACUUCUCUACACAAACUCCUUCUGCAAACGGAGACGGUGCAUCCUCUAAACCCGAGAUGGAUCAUACUCCUAUAUGCGUGGCACGUAACACCGCCCGAUUUGCAUCCGCCAACAUCGCGACUUCGCUCAAAAGUCCGGACGUUACUCAUGUCAUAGUCAACCCGGCAACAAUGUCGCGAGAGGAUAUCAUUUCCCUGCGAAAAUCGCUGGCUACUAGGGCGGGGAAGAAAAUUCCACAUCUCGUCUCGUUGGACUGGGUUCAAGAAAGCUGGAAGAAUGGGACGCUCUUGGAUGAGGAAAGGUUCUCAGUGUCUCGAUGA